GUCAGCCAACAGCUGAAGCUGCAGCGAAUGUGAACGUUUGGAUUGGAACAAUGGCGUUUCUGCCGCUUCUUUGGGCGUUUGUUGCUGACGGUUGUCUUGGUCGUUUCCGUACUAUCAUCAUCUCAUCUUCUCUCUACAUCUUGGGACUGGGAACGCUGUCGUUUUCAGCCAUGGUUCCUAGUGACUCCGACGAUUCGAACCAGCUCAAAGUGACUUUAUUCUUCUGUUCUCUGUUUCUAAUCGCAAUAGGACAAAGCGGUUACAAACCGUGUGCUAAGGUAUUUGGAGCUGAUCAAUUCGAUGGUAAUGAUCUAAAAGAGAGAAAAUCCAAGAGUUCUUACUUUAACUGGUUGAUGUUUGGAAGCUGUGUUAGUAUAACAACCACUCGCUUGGUCUCUAGCUACAUUCAAGAGGAUCUAAGCUGGUCCUUAGGGUUUGGUAUUCAAUGUGUUUCCAUGCUAUUUGCUCUGUUUCUCUUCCUCCUUGGAACUACCUCUUACCGGUUUACUUCUGAAAGAGGAGGAAAGAAAAACCCUUUUGCUAGAAUCGGUCGUGUUUUCAUGGAGGCAGUAAAGAACAGAAGACAACGAGGUUAUGAUAUAGUUAAUGCAAACGAAACCCUUUUACUGGCACACCAGAGUUCUGAGGAAUUCAGAUUCCUUGACAGAGCAGCUAUUACAUGUGGAUUUGCUGAAAUUGAAGAAGCAAAAUCAGUGCUUAGGCUUGUCCCUAUAUGGAUGACUUGCUUAGUCUACGCCAUUGUGAAUGCACAAUCUCCUACUUUUUUCACAAAGCAAGGAGCUAAAAUGGACAGGUCAAUCUCACCAGGAAUCUUAGUCCCCGCAGCUUCACUCCAGUGUUUCAUAAACAUAUCAGUUCUUGUCUUCAUCCCUAUCUACGACUGUCUAUUUGUCCCAAUCGCAAGAUCCUUUACGCAAAUCCCAUCAGGAAUCACAAUGCUUCAAAGGAUUGGCACAGGGAUUUUCCUCUCCGUUAUUGCUAUGGUAGUAGCCGCCUUGGUCGAAACCAAAAGGCUACAAACUGCUAGGGAUGACAUCACCUUGGUAAUGAGUGUGUGGUGGUUGGUUCCCCAGUACGUUCUCUAUGGAGUCGCGGACGGGUUCACAAUGGCGGGUUUACAAGAGUUUUUCUAUGAUCAAGUCCCUAGUGAGCUUAGGAGUGUUGGUAUGGCUAUGAAUCUAAGCAUAUACGGGGCAGGGAACUUCCUAAGUAGCUUUAUGAUAUCUGUCCUCGAUAGAGUCACGAGCCAGUCUGGUGAAACGAGCUGGUUCGAUAAUGACCUGAACAAAGGUCAUCUAGAUUAUUUCUACUGGCUAUUGGCUUCUCUCAGCUUCAUUGGUUUAGCUUUCUACUUGUGGUUAGCCAAGUCAUAUGUUUACAACAGAUCAAACACCUAGCCAACUGAAUUCAGCUUCAGAAAUGGACUUCAGAACCAACCAAAUAGAGAUAUGCAUUUUUGAAUUAGAAAAAAAUAUUAUGUAUAGCAAUUAAGCAAAAAUUGAGUUUCUUUCACAUACUAAGAACUUGUCUUAGGAAAUCAAUCAUCUCAGAUAUAUUUUUGAUUUAAAUUUACUCCAUCA
This is a messenger RNA of Eruca vesicaria subsp. sativa (arugula), 1601 nucleotides long. The record is from the annotation of a GenBank genome assembly. NCBI's taxonomy places the organism in Eukaryota, Viridiplantae, Streptophyta, Magnoliopsida, Brassicales, Brassicaceae.